AUGUCUGAUGAAUCUGGUUCGGACUCGUCAAGAUCCUCGGGUAUUCAUUCAGGCUCAGACUUGGAAGAUGAGGACAACCAUGACCGGCCUGUAGCUCCACCAAGCGAAAAUGCCUCCAAGGAGCAUUACCAAAAGUAUAUCAAAUACCUUCAGCUUCAGCAUGGCAAGCUUGAGAAGUGCAAUGCAACACUCAAUGAAAGCAACAAUGUCCUCAACACCCACCAGCUAAAAUGCUCUCGCAAGCACCCUCUUACAGCGACAUCCUCCAAUACAAUAUCAUCGGCGUCCCAACCAUCUUCCACGGGUCCAUCUGCUGCACCUUCUGCUGCAUCUGAUUCAAUGUCCAGCAACAUCGAGAAGCUCAUUCUCGGCUUGGCGAAGAAGUACGUGAUUACUACUGAAAUGUUCCUUCCCGACAAGAUCGUUUUUCAAACUGAUUGUCCUGACCCUCCAACUGAUAUCUCGAAUCCGAAUCGUUAUGCGAAGAAAUCGACUGAGAGGGACGCACUUGUAACCGAGCUGUACACAUCUAUUGACUUUGUGUUGCACCCUCGGAUGCGGACAAACGCCUUCUAUAAUCAGUUUGGAACCGGAAUGCAGCAGGCUCGGUCAUCGUUUAUCAACGGGCUAUGUUCUGUGGCAGGUAGCAUAUUCAGCAUGCCGAAUGAGUAUUUCAUGUCAAAAUACGACCGCAAUUCUGUCCCGCAGGUCACAGACUUGAUUGGAUGGGAAGCCGGCAAGGGAAAGGUGUUCGACAUUUUCAAGGCACCAAUACUCUACCCCGAUAAUGUUAUUGAUGCGAAGAGAGUAUUUAAAAAUUGGCUGGUGAUUGCAAAGGUCAUCAAGGUUGCGGUCUGCGGCAAAAUGUCGUUAUAUCCGAAAGCACGAGGUGGCCCGCCUCCCUAUGCCAAGAUUUGGCAGCUCACAAGCUGCACUCCCGGCCUAAUCACAUUUGGUGUCACCUCGAUCAUCUUCAUCCUGUCUCCUAAUCAAGAAUUCUCAGGAGAUGGUGUGGGAGCCAUAUCAUCAAUCCCAUAUCACGCAGUCUUCCGAACUGUCAAGAAGUUCUUUGCCGUCAAAUGGACACACAAUCACAUCAAAACCAUUGUGCAGCAAAUCAACACUUAUGUUUUUGACGGCGUCGUCAAGACACAGUCGGAUGAUACUCCAGGCACUACAGUAGAGGAUGUUACCGAUUCACUGGACCGUGUUAUGGCCGUGCUUGAUGAUGACAGUGACUCAGAUGGUGCUUCAUUGUAUGCUGAACCACAUGUUCAAGUCGAGACACACCACAAAUCUCCUGCAGUUCUUACCGUCUCACUUCCCUCUGAAUCUGAACCUCCAGUACCCCAGACUGUCAACUGUUUCACGGCCCCGACCAUUCACAAUGAUCCCGCAAUCCCUUCUGCAUCGUCGUCCAUCUCAUCUCAGAGUCCCCCCACUGCUGUCAUGUCUGCUGUGACAUCACUUGCAGCUGCGUCAGCUGACAUCCAAGGUGUCGACGGGAUUUCCAAGGAUUGCCUAGCCGAUUCAGAUACUGGUACUAGCAAUAGCAAGGCACAGAAGAAGGCAGCGAGGGGUGGCAAGAGGACCAAGGCUUCUGUCAAUGACGCUGAUAUUCGCCGCUCUUCCCGCAAUACGAAAUGA
Suillus clintonianus is the source of this 1647-nucleotide messenger RNA. RefSeq lists its product as uncharacterized. The transcript has 5 exons. NCBI's taxonomy places the organism in Eukaryota, Fungi, Basidiomycota, Agaricomycetes, Boletales, Suillaceae. The record is from RefSeq and is a predicted model, not a curated record. The coding region runs from base 1 to 1647 and encodes 548 amino acids.